This is a messenger RNA of Zeugodacus cucurbitae (melon fly), 7672 nucleotides long. It is a transcript of the gene mtgo, whose product is annotated as fibronectin type-III domain-containing protein 3A. Gene Ontology annotation, molecular function: protein binding. The coding region runs from base 435 to 7379 and encodes 2314 amino acids. The transcript is spliced from 8 exons. Lineage: Eukaryota; Metazoa; Arthropoda; Insecta; Diptera; Tephritidae. The record is from RefSeq and is a predicted model, not a curated record.
AAACUAUACAAAGAAUAUUCGACAAAACAUGUAAUAUUAGUAUAAAUCAACCUAAAAUCCACUGGAAAGCUACGUACAUACAUAUAUACAAAAUAUGUAACUACAAAUGAAAGUGAAUAUGAAUGAUUGUCGGAUAGAAUGCAAAAAAUUAAAGGGGAAACACAGUUUUGCAAAUAAAAAUAAUAAAUUUGUUGCUAACUUUAUUUCGCCAGCAUAAAUUCAUUGAAAUUGAAGCACAAAAGUCACAAAGAUCUAAUUCAAAUCUAAAAUCAGUUAAAAAAACGAAGUUUCGUUCGGUCAACAAUGAAAACUAAUGUGUCUGUAUAAAAAACUUUGAAUCAAUAUACAAACACCAACAUCGCAUGGUUUCAUAUUAUAAUGUAGAAAUUUAGUGCCAGUCGCAGAAGCAGCUACAUACUUUAUAAUUCAAACAUAUGUUGGAUAUGACCACCCAGGUGUCCACUAUCGCUGCGUCAUCUCAAGCUAUUGCCGAGAAGACAACGGGUCUGAUGAGUACCCUUGAUUCGCCGCAGACAGUAAUCACUGACCAUAGAGCGUCAUUUUUCUUGAAAAAUUCUAGUGUUGAAGAAGUUGAAGUAUCAAAGGAUACACCAAACUCUUCAGUGAAGCCAUCCUCUUCACAGCCUACAAAAAAACUCUCUGCGAUUCCGAUAUCGACAAGUCGGGCCCAGUCAUAUAGACGAAAUUUGCCUUUUGUGAAAAUAAUACAUGCACCAUCUGUUUUAGGUAGAUCACUCAUAUAUGAUGUCGAAGAUACAUGCCUAAAUGGCAUAGCCGUUGAAUUGUCAAUGAUGCAGUGCGUUGAUAAUUGCACACAGACUGAUACUUUGCGUAACAAAGGACCUAUAUUUUUGACGAAUAAAGUAGCCGAACAAUUAGGAGUAAACGUGGAAGUUAAAAGAGAACACAAAAAUCAGAAGGAGAAUCGAAAGCAGAACUCAAUGUUAAAUGAGAUCUGUGAGGAGAACGAUGGGGUUCUUGCAAUUGCUCUGGAUAGAAAAAAUGAAAAUGGCAUUGAGAAGAAUUUGGGGGAAGAUGAAAACUAUGUGUUGUUCAGUGAAAUCGACUUUCUAGAUAUGAAGAGUGUGCGUAGUAGAGGUAAUGAAGCUACAUCUGAAAUAAAAAGUCCAAUCGGGUGCGAUAAUUUUUCUAAGAAACCCAUUAGUGUUUUGGAAAAUGAACAAUCUUCUAUAAAUUCUGAUAAUAUUAUCGAAUGCAAAACGCAUUCUAGUUCGGAAAGUUUUCUAGAAUCAGUUGAAUGUACUUGUAAUGCUGUUACACAAUUGAAUUGUGAUUGUGAACAAACUUUAGCGAAUUGCACUUAUCAAGAACGCAUUAUUGACUAUGACAAUUUCCGGAUUAUUGAACACGUUAUUGAUUGUGCACAUGAAAGUUAUUGUAAACAUGGUGAAAAAAUGAAAUGUGAUAUUUCUUGUAAAGAAACGGAAGAGCAGAACAUAGAAAAAAAUAAAGAAAUUAACUUAUCAUGCCGAGAGUUGGUGGCAUUUAUCGGUGAAAGUUAUCAAAUUAUCAAUAAUGAACAUCAGUCAAUGAUGCAGAACCAAGAGCAGAUUGAUAAACAUAUAUCUGUAGAGUCACCAUUAAUGUUAGAUACCCAUCAUUCCAGUAACGAUGAAGAUAUAUAUUGCUCUAGUGAUGCAGAUGAUAUCAUGGGUUCACAAUUUACAAAUACGAACUUAGAUGAAAAUUUGGAUAACAAUAAUAAUAAAGGUCAAUCCAAAGGUGUAGCACAAAGUUUUAAUGGAACUAAGAACCAAUCACCAGAGUCCAACAAACAAGCGAUUGGGACAACUAAUUCAGUUUCGAUUGAGCCAUCAAAACGAAGGAAACAGCAAACGAUAUCAACGAUUCAAAAUACCACGCCAUCAAUGGCAUUAGCUCUGAAGGCUCUAAAAUCAAAAUUGACGCCAUUGGCCCCAUCAUUUCAUCCCGCACGAAUAAAAUCACAAUCGACUUCAUCCACAACUAAUGCCUCAUCAUCGAUGUACGCCUAUGAGCAGACAGCAAUUUGUUACCAACAAGAGCCGCAACUGCCUAAAUCGCAGCUACCGUGCCUACAACAAUCAGCAACUACAACUACUGUGCAGAAAAUGAAUUUACAUCAAUAUCCACAAUUGCAAGAAGAACAACAAUAUCAGCUACAAGUUGUACCAAUGGUUCAAUCAAGCUACUCUAAAAGUUAUUUUCAACGCCAACACAAUCCCUCAUCAUUACAAAAUCUGCAACAAGCAAAUAAUUUUUCAAUAUCCUCUAACGAACAUUCGCAUCAUGGUGAUGGAUUAGCAACUUUACGGCAAACUCAUCUAAAUAGUUCACUUAGUGCAACUACUGCUGCAAUCCCAUCAAGCACUUUGCCCAUGGCCCCUGCCAAUCCCACGCAGCAAGCUCAACUUUACCCGGUUCAAUUGAUUUCAAUGGCUACGCCAACUCUAGCAGUCGAUGCCAGUAAUAGUAUUGGUCAGCGACAGCAAGCAUGCACUACUUCAACUGUAGUAGCCACGGUUGGUAAUGGAUCCACUCCUUGGCCACUUUUAGAGGCAACACCUGUUUUUAUUGACUCACAUGGAGAAUUCCACACUUUCUGCCCGACACAUGGUCACGCAGCUCUAAAUACAGUAUCAGUAGAAACCGUGGCCAGCCCUCAAUGUGUGUCAUUUAAUCAAACAACUCUCAGUUCCACACGACGGAACAUUUCGCAGCCUUCACAUUCCAAGCACUUUCAGAAUCCGUUACAACAUCAAACUCCGGUGGCAUCCACGAAAAUUAAUUCGUCUAAUCAUCUGAUGGUACAAAACGCAAAAGUAAACAAUCAAAACCAUCAAUCCCGUCAUCAGCAACAUCCCCAACAACAUCAGUUGCAUUAUCACCAGCAACAGCAAAAAUUGGAUUCGGACUUUAUACCAAACAUUUCUGGCAAGGGCAAACUUUACGGAGGUCCAACAACAGUUCAAAUGGUUUCCCAAAAUCGUCCGGCACCGAUUACAGUGCCAGUACAAGUCCCGCAAGGUCAAAUGAUGCAGCAAUAUGUUAACGAGAACGGAACUUUUGCACAUGUUGUGCUAUCACCCCAAUAUCAACAGCUCCAUUCCAGCCAAGGACAUAUACAUACACCUUUCAUGCAAGCUAGUGGAUCUUCACAAUUUUAUUCCACGCUUCCAGCGGGAUUUGCCCCCAGCCCAAAUAGUGGGCCACAUUUCCACACCUUGGCAAGUGGACACUUGCAGACGCAACAACCUUCCCAACUUCAAAAAGCAACAACACAACAACAGCAGACGGGAUCUCAAACUUUAUCACAUUCGCCUUCACCUCCAAAUAGCUAUCAUAAAGACGAGCGUACCCAACGACAACACACAAAAUUAUUACGAAAACUUGAGAAACAACGUGAGAUGAAUUCUGGUACUUCAGCACCGACUCAAAUACCACCUCUUCGCCGUAGCGAUUUAAAUGGGUAUCAUAAACUUUCAGUAAACUCUGCCAACAGUAGCCCAGUCAAUGGCACGAAGAAUUGCGAUCAGGUUACUACAAAUUCAGGGGGUUCGCCAUUGGUUACAACUAAUUUAAAUUCUUUAAAAAGUUCGAUUGACAAUAAAAAUCUCGCCCAGUUAAAACAGGAUACAUCCCCACUACAGCAACCAUUAAAACAACAUAAUAUUCAUUCUCAAACUGCGCAACGAAAUGGGGGCAUGAUACCAAAUGUAUCCCCAAGUGGGAUAAAUUAUGGUGUAAAUUUAGCUAGUUCUACAGGAGAUAAAGGAGAGUGCAAUUUAAACAUUAAAGAAGAUGAGGAGGAAACUCAUGCUUUGAUUAUAGAGCAAUUAUCUGCUAUACAAAAACCAAAUGUAAUUAAUUUGACUUCACGGUCAGCAAAAAUUAUUUGGGAGGCGCCAAUAAUGACUGGUUUACAGAUUGAUACUAGAAAUCUACGUUAUAAUGUGUUGCUUAGUGAUCGUACUAAGGACGGAAAAUACAAAAGUCUUUAUAAAGGUGAUUCAUGUGAAUGCAUCGUACAAGACCUGCAACCAGGUCAGAUGUAUGAAGUCCGAGUGCAGGUAUACUAUAACAAGACGCAGGGAACCGCUUCUGAAGCAUCUGAAUUCAUUACUCCAGCAUGUGAACCAGAUCAACCAAUGCCACCUAAACUGGUCAUGCGAACAAAGAAUUCGUUGCAUUUGCGUUGGACGAACCCAGCAGCAAAUGGUUCAUCAAUUCAGCAUUACUUACUAGAAUAUGACGACGGAAAAUCUGGAAUAUCAUUAUCUACUCGUCCCUCACGCCAAAAUAUUGAGAAUGAAGGGCAUAAUUUUGUCGAAGCAACGAAAACUAAAGGCAAGCACUACACUCUUACUAAAUUACAGCCUUCGACUGUAUACUAUUUUCGUAUGGCUGCCGUCAACGAAGUAGGUAUGUCAUUAUAUUCCACCAUUUGCUCAUACUGCACCUCGAAUAAUCCGCCGACUGCGCCGAAGCCUCCGAAACUACAUAGCAGCAGUUCGACAACUAUCCGCCUUUGGUGGGAACGCCGCCAACAGGAUGGGGAUUAUGUAUUGCAAAUACUUGAUCCCGAUUCAGGUCAUGGUUACCUUAAUGCUUACAAUGGCCCUGAUACGAAUCAUGAAUGUGGUGAACUGCGUCGAGCUACAUCAUAUCAAUUCCGGUUACGUGUAGAGAAUGAAGCAGGCAGUUCUCCAUGGUCCAAUGAGGUUACAUACCAAACAGCUUCUGAAAAACCAGGCAAACCAGGUAAACCACAUGUGAAAGGAAAAAUACAUGGCACACAUUUUCGAGCUCGAUGGGAUCCACCCACCGAUAUGGGAGGCGGCGAAAUAAUUCGAUAUUAUCUCGAAAUCACAUCUGGUUCUAAAUUUGAACGUAUUUACAGUGGUACAGAUACAGAGAGCAUAUGUGAUCGGCUCCAACCAGGUACAACGUACCAGUUGCGUGCGUCCUGUGAAGGUCCUGCAGGCGUCAGUCCGUACUCUGAUGUUGCCCAUAUUACAUCAGAAGCGUUAGUACCUUCCGCGCCUUCUCCACCUUACUACGAUAGUCCGCCUGGUCCAUAUGCGGCAGUUUUAAGGCUAGAUAAACCAGAAAAUAAUGGUGGCGCCCCCAUUUUAGAAUUUGAAGUACAAAUGCGUCGUUCUGUAGAUUCACAAUACGCUGUUGCUAAUAAAACUAAUGAUUAUUCUAUUGUUUACCAUGGACGAGAUACGUUUUGUGUGGUCAAAGAUUUACAACCUGGUUGGCCUUACGAGGUACAGGUUCGGGCAAUUAAUCGCAUUGGUGCUGGGCCUUGGUCAUCAUGGUUCCGCUUCUCAGCAGCUGCGGCACCUCCAAACGCACCAGAAAAUCUAAAUGUCACAAUCAAGUCGGCAACACAUUUGUUAGUAAAUUGGGAAGAGCCUAAUAAUAAUGGUGCACCUAUUCAGGAAUAUCGUUUAGAAAGCUUAACUACUGAAAAUGAAUCAGAUCUUAUUUGGGAAAAUUCCUCACAAAUAUCAUCAUCCAACACCUGUUACCGUGGUGGGCAAACGAGCAUCGAUUUGCGGAAUUUGUCACCUUUUACUAUGUAUUACUUUCGUGUGAAUGCCAUCAAUGCGGCUGGAGUGAGUAAGUGGUCAACAUGCGUAAACGCGCGUACAGCAGCCGCAGUCCCUGCUGCGCCACAAAUCAAAGAUUAUGAAUUUACUGCUAAUGAAUUAGUCUUCAAUUGGACUAAACCUGAAUGUAAUGGUGCUUGCAUCACUGCAUAUACCAUCGAAUGUGCAGAAAAAUCAGUUACUAUAACGGAUGCAAAUACCACACAUACAAUCGAUGGUUUAUUGCCCGAAACUACUUAUAAAGUUCGCUUGCAGGCUAUUAAUAGCAUUGGUUCGGGACCAUUUUCUUCUUACACUAAAUUUACUACAUUGCCUUCGCCCCCGGAUCCGCCAGCGCUUGAGUGUACAGGAGUGGGUCAUAACUUUAUAAAACUAAAAUGGGGUGAUGGGAAAAACCUUGAUUUUACCAAAUACUAUGUAGAAAUGUUUGUCCAACGUGCAAAAGAGUUCCAAAUUGUUUACUCGGGUACGAGUUGCAUGUGUAAAGUGAACAAGUUGCAGGAGAGCACCGCUUAUACCUUCCGCGUAUAUGCAAGUACUGAUCGUGCCGGGAUCGGAGAAUUUUCAAACGAAUAUAUUUUCAGCACGACUCCAACUUUGCCGAACAGCAUUAAAGCCCCACGGGUUGCCAUGGAAGGAGCUGCUGCAUGUUUACUAACACACGGUAUUGGUAGUGUAAGUGGUUUCGUUCCUUCUGGGAUACUUCCAGAAACACCUACAAGUUUUAUUGCCGGGCUAGGAAACCUUUCCUUAGGUAUACCACUUACUUUAGAAUGGCAGAAUUCAAAAAAUUUAUUCAAUGAUCCUGUGGAAUACGUAUUACAGUACGCAAUUGGUAAAGAUGGUGACUACAGACGGAUUUACAGAGGUCCAGAAACCAAAUUUACGAUUGAAAAUCUUGAGCCGGGAACUAUGUAUCAAUUUCGAGUUUGUCCUAUUCGUAUUACUAAAUCUGGUGAUGACUUAAUUGGACAAUAUACUUCAGCAUUUCGCUACCAAGUUCCACAUCUUUCAGCACUAGACGAUAUCGAUGGCAACUUGUUAGGAAAUAUGAGUAACGUUUUUGGAGCAGGCAAUAGAGGGAUAAAUAAUAGUAACAACGGACCCAUGAGUUGCCAUGGUCAUUCACACUUAGCGCAUCAUGUUCACAGCGUACAUACACAUCACUCUCACAGCCAUACACAACACAACAGUAGACAAUCAACGUCCAGUCUUCAUCAUCGUUCAGUAAGCGCAUCCGCCGCAAGCUCAAAUGGUUGUAAUGGCCAUAGCAGCACCAAUAUCAGCGAUAGUAGUAACAAUAGUGGUAACACUAUACUUAUCGGUCCUAAUGCCAUUGGCUUAAUACCUUUGGGUACAUCAAUAGGAAAUGAAUUGACUACAGUGGAAUUUGCUGGUUGUGAGGAUCCACUACAUCAUCACCAUCACCAUCAUCAUCAUCAAUUUCUUAGUGGAAAUGUUAGUUCAGGAUCUGAUUCCGUAGAAGCUGCACCAACCACAGCAUCUUUAUUGGCUGCUGCUUCGAAUAAUUUACUAACAAACAAUACACUAUUAGUUCAUGGUAUAGCUACAUCCAAUCAUACUCAAUAUGGUGUUAUACGCCGAUAUAUAAGCAAAUUAACUACGAUAUAUACAAACCGGAAACGUUUUACUGAUCAGGAAAAGGCGGUUUUAUUUAUGGUUUGCUUUUUGUUUUUCACGUUUAUAUUUGCAACGCUAGUUAAAGCACUAAUGCGAUAAGAAAUAACUAUUAUAGAAUCAGAAUAAGUAAGCAUUUUUUAAAAACGAAUGCAAUGCUUUUGCGUGAAUUAGUCGACUAAGAAAAGGACCUCGAAUUUUUGUAAGUUCAACUACUUAAAGUUCAUAUGUUCUAAUCUGAGCCGCUAACGUCAUAUAUAUAUGGUGAUAGUUUAUAAUCUAAUUCUACAUUCAUUCCACGUAAUUUGUUAAAUUGCAAUCCUAUUAAAUAUUUCUAGUGAAAUUAUAAAAUCGAAAAACAAUGAUUUCUUUUAUUAUUUAAUUAAAAUAUUUAA